This is a messenger RNA of Aureobasidium pullulans EXF-150, 1315 nucleotides long. Its product is annotated as oxidoreductase-like protein. NCBI's taxonomy places the organism in Eukaryota, Fungi, Ascomycota, Dothideomycetes, Dothideales, Saccotheciaceae. The record is from RefSeq and is a predicted model, not a curated record. Bases 140 to 1111 code for a protein of 323 amino acids. The transcript is spliced from 3 exons. Gene Ontology annotation, cellular component: membrane.
CCCUGAAAUAGUUCUAUAUACCACUUCCUUGCAGAUCAUCAGAAUAUAGAGAAUUGUUACAAAAUAUCAUCUGGUUCGCAGCAACUAUCGAUCAAAGACAACAUCGACUCUUGAAUACACCAACAAAGCGCCCUCAGCCAUGGCACCAGUCCAUGUCCUAGAUGACUACUACCUCGCCAUCAGUUUCUUGAUCACACUCGGAUACCAAUCCAUCUUCUUUGCCAUCUCGGUCAUCUUCAAGACCGACCAGCUCAACGAUGUCGCCGGAGGCACCAACUUUGUGAUUCUGGCCAUCAUCACGGUUGCCAUGUACGGCGAACAUCAUGCCCGUCAAAUCGUCGACAGUAUAUUUAUCAUGCUUUGGGGAGCUCGCCUGGCUGGAUUCUUGCUCUUCCGAAUCAUCAAAACCGGCAAGGACGACCGCUUCGAUGACAAGCGUGGAAAAGUUCUGCCCAUGUUGGGAUUCUAUGUUUUCCAAACACUUUGGGUUUGGACUGUUAGCAUGCCAGUUACUGUAUUGAACAGCCCUAUCGUCAAUCGCUUCCAACAACCUGCUUUCAACAAGGCCACCGAUAUUCUGGCAGUCAUUGGCUUUGGCAUCGGCAUCAUCAUGGAGACCGUCAGCGAUAUCCAGAAAUACAGAUUCAAGCAGACCCACCAAGAGCGCGGCGCUGUCUGCAACAAGGGUUUCUUCGCCUGGUCUCGCCAUCCCAACUACUUUGCCGAGAUCCUCAUUCAAUUCUCAAUCUUCAUGCUUGCAGUGACCCCUGCUUCUUACAAUUAUGUCCAGGGCGGCGCAAAGGCUGCACUGUUCGCCAGUAUUGUUGGUCCGAUCUUCUUGACCACCCUCCUGAUGUUUGUGUCGGGCUUGACCCUACAAGAGCGUCCUGGUGCCAAGAAGAGAUACGAAAAGGGCGAAGGUUGGAGUGAGUAUGCUGCUUACCUCCACCAGACCAGCAUCCUCAUCCCCUUCCCACCUGCACUUUACAAGAAAAUGCCUGUCAUUCUCAAGCGAACCUUGUUCCUCGAGUUCCCGAUUUACGUGUUCGACCCGGCAAAGCAUGCUGACCAGGGCGCUGCACAAAGACAGGCAGAGGAGGGCAACAACUAAUAUUUCCAGUUGUAUGAAGAUUGUAUGAGUCGAUGCAAAUGAUAGAUGUAUUUUGGGGAAUGGACGGUACCCAUAAUUAAUAAUAGAACUAUAGAUUAAUUGAGAUAAUUCCUUUUGAACGCUCCUGGACAUAAUGCUGCGGCGUACAUGACCAGAUCCAUCGGCUCGAGACUUUCCAUUUCGACGUUUUUCUUAGGGAUGGGU